GAAACUGGUUUAGGGGGAAAUCGGCGUCGAAAUCGAUAGAUCCGCCGCCGCGGAAAUAGACAGAAAUAUCGUAUAUCAAGUAAAACUCGAGUAACUUCUUUUAAAAAGUUUCGAACCCGUCGGUCAUCAGCCAAGCAAUGCAUUUCGCCAUUCGAAGCUAUGCGAUGGCAUUCCCGACAUUUUAAAUUCAUAGAGUAUGUCGAUGUCGCGUGGUUCUCCAUGUUCUUCAAGGUGUACCCCUUCGGGUACCCCGAAAAGGCGACCGCACAGUUGGCACAGUUCCGGUGGUUCCCCGGGCCAGAAAAACCGAAGAAGGCAGAUAGCUCAACAAGUCAUGGACGGCCAGCGAGCUCUCGAACUGAUGCCCCUCCUCCAGGAACGGCUCGUCGUUUUGACAGGAGGUCGCGAUAGACGUGGCGGUCCGGUCCUGUCCUUUCCGGCCAGCCCGCGACGCGAACGGGCGAAACCCGAGGACUACCGCAGGCUCCUUCAGUACCUCAUGUCCAUACCUAACGACGAAGCUCGUACUCUGGGCUUCACGGUUCUGGUGGACAUGCGCGGAGCGACCUGGUCGACUGUGAAACCCAUCCUCAAGGCCUUACACGAGCAUUUCCCUCAGGGAGCCGUGCACCAAGCGCUCAUCGUCAAACCCGAUAAUUUUUGGCAGAAACAGCGGACCUCUCUGGGAUCACACAAGUACAAAUUUGAGACAAAUAUGAUAAGUAUAGAAGCAUUACCCAAAAUCAUAGACACCAGUCAGUUGACGUCCGACCUCGAAGGUACCCUCUCCUACGACCAUUCCAACUGGCUGGAGACGAGGUUAGCUGUGGAAGAGUUCUCGUGGCAAGCGGCCGACCUUCUAGAUCGUCUCGACGACCUCCAGGAAGACCUAGCGCGGAACGAUUUCGCCGACGACGUCACCGGUGCCAAACACAAAAUCGACCUCCACAAUGAGAUGAAGAAGAAAAUCAUGAAAGCCCCCGUCGAAGACAUCGACGUUCUGGGUCAGCGACUCCUCCAAACCGCCUGCGGUCACCACCACGACACGGGUCAGGGAGGCGGGGGCGGGGGCGGUAGGGAGGGCGAGUCGCCGGACGGCCUUGGACCGGACGCGCAGGACAUAAAAAAUUUGGUCCUGCAAAACCUCGAAGCGGUCCAUUCUAGUCAACAACACCUGCUGCAGCUGUGGCACCACAAGAAGGUGAAGCUCGAUCAGUGUUUCCAGUUGAGACUGUUCGAGCAGGACUGCGAGAAGAUGUUCGACUGGAUCUGUCACAAUCGCGACGUAUUCCUGCUGAAUUACGUCGAGAUUGGCCACACGUACCAACUGGCGAAGCAGCUGCAAGAGGAGCACCAACACUUCACCAUGUCCUCCAUGAACGUUUACGUCAACAUUAACAGGAUUUUGAGCGUGGCCAGUCGACUGAUUGAAGGCGGGCAUUACGCCGCGUCUCAUAUCCGAUCGGUCGCGUCAAGGCUGGAUCGGACUUGGAAAGACUUCGCCGCUGGAUUGGAUGAAAGAACGGCAGUGUUGGCUUUGUCGGUUAUUUUCCACCACAAAGCCGAGCAGUACGUCGAAAACGUGCCAUCGUGGAAAAGCGCCAGCGAUAACCUCAACUUGCCGUCGGAAAUUUUGAUGUUGGAGAACUCGAUUCACCAACACCAGAAUUUAUAUGAAUCCAUGUGUCAGGCGUACACAGAGGUGCAUAGCACGAGUAAGAAACUACUGUAUCAGUUGGACCAUUUGGUGCAAGUCUGUAAUCAACCGGGGACUGAUAAAAACCAUGGCGACGGUACGAAUUUCGAAAAUAGACCUGGCGGGAAUCCAGCGGCGGAUUACAGCGAAGGCGCCAGCCACGUGCUCGCCGUGAUCCAUCAAAUUUUGAAUCACCACAGAGCGUUGGAGCAAAAAUGGCACGCGAAGAAAAUCAAGCUCCACCAGAGGCUGGCCCUGAGGUUGUUCCAGGAAGAUGUUAAGCAGGUUUUGGAUUGGUUAUCGAACCACGGAGAGGUCUUUAUCAGGAAGAACACUGGAAUAGGACGGAAUUUGCAAAAAGCGAGGGUUUAUCAGAAGAGCCACGAGCAUUUUGAAAACGUCGCCCAGAAUACGUACACCAACGCCGACAAGUUACUGGCCGCUGCCGAAGAACUAGCCCACACGGGCGAGUGCGACCCUGACGAGAUCUACUCAGUGGCGCGCGAGCUAGAGGCCCACGUCGCCUCGUUCGCGGCCAGAGUCGAGCAGCGUCGGCGGCGGCUCGACCUGGCCGUCCUGUUUUACACGAGGGAAAAGGAGCUGGCCAGUUGGGCGGACGAGCUGAGGCAAGAGUUGCAGCAGGAGGAGAACGCGGCGGAAACGUUGGAAAGCGUCGAGAGGUUGUUGGAGCAAACCGAUCAGCACAGAGUUCAGAGCCUCGAAGCGUGCGCGUCUACUAUAGCUCAAGGAGAAGCUCUACUUCAAGAACUAAGGUCGAUAGGUGACAUGGAUUCCACUGGCUCAGUAUCGGCAGUCGAGUCUGCCUUGGACCGGCUCGCGAAACAAAGAAACGACCUCGAAGAGUUAUGGGCUGCGCGCAAGUUGCGUCUGGACCUCUGCCUACGACUGCGUCUGUUCGAAAGGGACGCUCUCGAGGUGUCCUCCCAGUUGGAGAUGUGGUCCGAAGAACUGCAACACAGCGAGUUGACGCGGGACAUCGGGAAGGCCGAGCAGUUUUUGCGGUUGCACAACGAAAGCGUGAGCCAGAUGCAGAACACCACCUACCAAGUGCUGCAGCAAGGUCAAGAACUCGUCCAAGUGUUCGAGAAUUCUGGACUUUGCAUCAUGGCCGAUGCUCAAUACAACGCUCAAACCAGAGUCCAGGUAUUGUUAGAGUUCCUACAUGAUCGCGAGGUGGACCUUGAAGAUUUGGCCGAGGUCAAGCGGGUUAAGCUCGAGCAGUGCAUUCAACUGGGUCAGUUCCAGAACGACGCCAACCAAGUUAUCAGUUGGAUCCGUAACGGCGAGUCUAUGCUGAAAGCCAGUUUCACGAUCCCGAAUAGUUUGGGUGACGCCGAGUUGCUCAAAAAGGAGCACGAACAGUUCCAAGUAGCUAUAGAGAAGACUCACACCUCCGCCGUUCAGGUCAAAUACAGGGCGGACGCUUUGAUCAACGCGAACCACUACGACCCUCAGAGUAUAAGGGAUAUAUCAGAAGAAGUCACCAAAAGGUGGCAGCAGUUGGUCACCUGCGCCGAGGAGCGUCACAAAUUGGUCACUGCCAGUUUGAAUUUCUACAAGACCGCCGAGCAAGUGUGCUCGGUGCUCGACAGUUUGGAACGUGAGUAUCGACGAGAUGAGGAUUGGUGCUCCACCGGUCAGUCGAACGUAGACAAAGCCACGUCGAUCUCGCAGCUGAUUAACAAGCACCAGGAGCAGAAAGAAGCGUUCCUGAAAGCUUGCACGUUGGCAAGAAGAACGGCGGAGACGUUCCUCAAGUACACCACCAGGAGUUUACAGUUUUACAAUUGCCCCAACACCGGCGGGAGUCACGAAGGUCGCGUGAAGGGAAUCCUGGAGAAGCUGUUGAACCAAGAGAACAAGGUGUUGGAGCAUUGGACUCAGCGCAAGAAGAGGCUCGACCAGUGCCAGCAGUUCGUGCUUUUCGAGCGAUCGGCGAAGCAGGCGAUCGAAUGGAUUCACGACACGGGAGAGUGUUAUUUGACAACCCACGCCACUAAUUUGGGCAACAAUAUCGAAGAGACCGAGAGUUUAUUAAGGGAACACAACGAGUUUAAGGGUACGGCGAAGGAGACGCGGGAACGGGUGAAACUGUUGAUUCAACUAGCGGAUAGCUUGGUGGAGAAAGGUCACGCUCACGCCAGCGCCAUCAAACAAUGGGUGGCAGCUGUUGAUAAUAGGUACAAGGACUUUAGUUCGCGUAUGGAGCAGUACAGGCAGCAGUUGGAGGAAACGUUAGGCAUUCAAGAAGAGGAGAGCGAGAAGAAGGAGCUCUCGAUCGAUAGGAAUUCCGAUCCUAGCUUGGAGGCGAAGGUCAAGGAAGCCGCAGCGAAGGAUUUAAAGGAACUGAACGAGGAGAAACGUCGGUCUGCCAGACGAAAGGAAUUCAUAAUGGCGGAGCUGCUACAGACCGAACGAACUUACGUGAAAGACCUGGACACGUGCAUCAAGUGCUUUCUGAACGAAACCAGAAGCAACAACGGCGUCCCCGCCGCCCUGCAAGGAAAGGAAGACAUUAUCUUCGGUAACAUGGAAGAAAUCUACACGUUCCACAAUUCGGUAUUCCUCAAGGAACUGGAGAAGUAUGAAACGAUGCCCGAAGACGUAGGCCAUUGCUUUGUGACGUGGGCGAUCAAGUUCGACAUGUACGUCCAUUACUGCAAGAACAAGCCAGAGUCCAACAGCUUGCUCGUUCAACACGGGGGCAUUUACUAUGAAGACCUGCAGAAGAGGCACAAAGUGGAGCACCCUAUCGCGGCGUACUUGAUAAAGCCGGUUCAGAGGAUUACCAAGUACCAGCUGCUAUUAAAAGACCUCCAAUCCUGCUGCAACGAAGGCCAGGGCGAAAUAAAAGAUGGCUUGGAGGUUAUGUUAAACGUCCCGAAGAAGGCCAACGACGCGAUGCAUCUGUCUCUGUUGGAAGGCUGUGAUAUUUCCUCGGAUAAGUUGGGGGAGGUGGUUUUGCAAGACGCGUUCCAAGUGUGGGACCCGAAACAGUUGAUCCGCAAAGGGCGGGACCGGCACAUUUUCCUGUUUGAAUUGUAUUUGCUGUUCACUAAAGAAGUCAAGGAUUCCGCGGGAAAAGUCAAAUACAUCUACAAGAACAAGCUUAUGACCUCAGAACUGGGUGUCACAGAGCACAUGGAAGGCGACGAGUGUAAGUUUGCCGUUUGGACCGGUAGAGCGCCGAUUUCGGACUACCGGAUCGUCCUCAGGGCGUCUUCUUUGGAGACCAAGCAGUUAUGGGUUAAAAAAUUGCGUGAGGUCAUUCAGGAGACAUACUUCAGCGGUGCUUUGCCACUGACCUUGCCCAAGAGUCCUGCAAAAUUAAAACCACACAGUCAGAGAUCGAGCAGGGAUAUGGAGGAGUGCAACUCCUUAGAUGAGAGCGUCGAAAAUUUGGAUAGGAACUCGCUGACUUCUUUCGGUUCGGGCAAUACGACAGACUCUGAUAAGGCGGGGGUUUUGGAGAUGACGUGGGUGAUGACUGACUUCACGGCGACGAAUCCUUCGGAGUUGAGCGUCAGCAAGGGGCAGCAAGUGGAAGUUGUCGAGGUGUGCUCCUCCAAGCCCGAUUACUGCCUCGUGAGGAUGCCUACGCGGGGCAGCGAUCAGGAGGCGGUACCAGAAGGUCUCGUGCCGCUCGUCGUUUUGAAGCAACCGCCCCCGCAUCGGGGCUCGCCCUCGAGGAGGCCGCCCCAAGCGUUGGAUCACGACCUCGAGACUACAACUCCCAACGAUACAUCGGCGGUGAACACAACUUCAUCUCCAGUGAACAAGAGACGUGGUUUUAGCGGAAGAAAAUGGCUGCCGCCGCCGUUACGUAAACUGUCGCAAGGCAAAGUGGAUAAAGGCUCGACCCCCUUGGAUACGAGGCCGCCACUCAAGAAGACUGGAUCGGAUAAAAGAAUUAAGGUACCGUCAGCGGCCGAAAUGGGCAACAACAAAUCUUCCGUGUCGGAGGGCGAAGAAGACGACGAGAGGUCGAACCAUAGCUUGAAGGGCGCGAAGUCGUUGGGGGCGGAAAUCACAAACGGCGGUGAAGACGUGGACGAGGAGUGCGAAUUGCCGCCGCCGAUGAAACCCAUUCAGGAACCUAUCCUGGUAACGUCACCGCCCCCGGGUGUGCCAGGAGUUUCAGAGAUGGAUGAUAAUCCGUGCAAGAGGGUAUCUAGCCUUACUAUAAAAUCGCUAGAGGGCGCGACAUCCGCUGAUCUGGCCGAGAUCGAACAGAUCGUUAAGGAAAGAAUGGAGCAACAUUCUGAAAACCAAGAAAGAAACUCGUUACACCGGGACACGAAGUCUUCGGAAGCGCUGUCCGAGUUCAGUUUGGAUUCCCAGAAAGAAUUGCUGGCUCAGUGCUCGUCGACGGAGGCUGCAUCUAUGGCGUUCAGCGGAGACGAAAGCGACAAGCAGGUGGAAAACGCUGACGCGAAGAAAAUAGAAAGUUUUUUGAAAAAAAGGAGGUUCGUGUUGAAGGAACUGGUGGAUACGGAAGAGGCGUACGUCAGGGAUUUAUCCUUGGUGGUUGACGGUUAUAUCGCGACGAUGAGGGAUUCCGAAUGCGAGAUCCCUAUGCCCGAAGACUUGAGAGAAGGCAAAGACAAGAUCGUGUUUGGAAAUAUCGAAGCUAUAUAUGAGUGGCACAAAAAUCAUUUCCUCAAAAAUCUCAAAUCCUCCCUAGAGAACCCGAUCGAAUUAGCGCAGCUUUUCAGAAGGUACGAACGAAAACUCCAAAUGUACGUCAUUUACUGUAAGAAUAAGCCCAUAUCCGAGUACAUAGUGGCCGAACAUUUGGACACGUAUUUCGAAGAACUCAGAGUGAAAUUAGGCCACAAGCUUCAACUGUGCGACCUGCUCAUCAAACCCGUCCAAAGAAUAAUGAAAUACCAACUCCUGCUAAAAGAUAUCCUUAAGUAUACGGAACGAGCCGGGGUGGCGGAAGAAAUCGAACCUCUUAGGGCCGCUUACAAGAUAAUGGUGGUCGUGCCCAAGAACGCCAACGAUAUGAUGGACGUCGGAAGGUUGCAAGGGUUUGAGGCUGGUAAAAUAACCGCGCAAGGAAAACUGUUGCUUCAUGGGCCGCUCGUAGUGUCGGAUUUGCCAGGGCAAACGGUUGUGGGCAAAAACAAGGAAUUGCAGGUCUUCUUGUUCGAACAGAGUAUCAUAUUUUCGGAGGUCGUCGGGAAGAAGACGCAAUUUACGAGUCCGCAAUACAUCUACAAAGCGCACAUACAGGUGAACAAGAUGACCCUCGAAACAAAAGAAGACUGCUUCGUCCUAACGUCGACCGACCCCAAGAACCACAACUGCUUAACGGAUCAGCCGGUGAAGAAUUCUGUAGGCUUUGUGUGUUCGGCGACGACUGACGAUCUGCAAGACCAGUGGCUGAUGACGAUACGAAAUAUACUCCAAACUCAACGCGAUUUCCUUAAAGCUAUCCAGAGUCCGAUCGCUUACCAGAAGGAGUUGACCAAAGAGGCGUCGUUGUCACCGGAAUUUUCCUGGGAACAGCCGCCCUUGUUUCGAGCGCCGCAGUCACCUCAACCGCAAGAGUCGUCAGGUAGACACCGGAAGGCGACGCAUUAUAUCCACAAAGCGAAUACCAUUGGUAUACCGUCGGAAAACGAUCUAAGCGACGCAUCCGACAGCAAGAUCGGCAAUCCCAAGUCGAGAAGGAACUUUUUUGACGGGUUCAGAAAUACGCUAAGGAAUAAGCACAAGAGCGACUCUGCGGUGAUAGAGUCGGCCAAGGAGAACGACAAAAACGAUUUGCAUAGGAGGUGGAGCGAGGCGAACCAACCAACGUGCGAAACCCAUAUAAUGGCGCCAGGCACUCAAGUCCGUGUCGUUCGAGAGUACCCAAACGUCAAUCUCGGAGAAGUGGUGACCAUUAUACGGUACGACGCCAACAAGGGGUAUUUGGUACUCGUCAAUUGCGCCAUGGAGGAAACCUGGCUUCCUCCUCACGUAAUAUCAAACCAUGGUCGUAAACCGUGGCCGUUUGCCUUCCGCAAACUAACCAGAAAACCAACCGACGACAACGCCCUCUACGAAAAUCCAAUCGAGGAAUGUCUACCGGAAAUAACAGACCGCCUAAAGGAUGUGACGGUCCAAGCGGGCUCCAAAGUGACCCUCAGGUGUCGGAUACGAAAUGGCGGACAAACCACGAGGCACAGUUGGAAGAAAUUGGAACCCAACCUGUGCGUCCUCCGCAACGGGAGGUUCGUCCUUAACAGCGACGAAGAAGGAAUCGCGAUACUCAGCUUAGAUAACGUCAAACCUUGCGAUUCGGGUACAUAUUCUUUCACGAUCACCAACGAGUACGGGUCCACGUCUUGCUCGGCCGUACUAACCGUGACAAACACCAUAGCACUUUUGAACGAACCGAAAGUACAGAUAAUAUCGUCCACCAGUGUCCAAUUGGACUGGGAAAGUUCAACCUACACGCAGUUUUACGUAGAGUACUGCAAAUUGGGCACAGGAGAAUGGAUAAUGGCAACGAACAACCACCCCAUUAACACUCAAUUUUAUACCAUAGAGGAUUUAAUUCCGGGCGAAACUUACAGCUUUAGAAUCGUAGCGGCGCAAAACAAGCUGGUUAGCUUGCCUAGCGCUGCCGUGACCUUGCCGGUCGCCGACACUUUAAAGUGGCAACAAGAACAGUUCAAGGGGCGCUACUUAGAGCUGGAGGAACUCGCCAGAGGUCGAUUUUCGAUAGUGCGACUGGCUAAAGACAGAGGAACUAACGUCGAAGUAGCCCUGAAGCAAAUUACCAGGCGGAAACAAUCCCACCAAGUGACCCAAGCGGAGUACGCUCUGUUGGUUAAUAUGGAACACCAGAACAUCAUCAGAGCUCUGGCGUUGUUCGAUAACGCACCCGUUCCGGGAAUGGACACUAUCGUUUUGGAACUAGUUAGGGGUUCGCUACUGUUUAAUUACAUCGGCGAAGAGGAAACGUACUCUGAGGCGACCGUGCGAAUCUACAGCAAGCAGCUGAUGUCGGCGUUAGCUUGGCUACACAAGAAGGACUUGAUGCAUCUCGAUGUAAAACCGGAGAACAUUAUGGUGGACCAAACCACGCAGCCACCAAUCCUCAAACUGGUCGACUUUGGUGACGCGGUAAACACCCAGAAGAACGUCAUUUUGCCGCCAGCCUGUCUGGAAUUUGCAUCACCGGAGCUCGUAUUGGGGCAACCGGUAGGCAAGCAUACCGAUUGCUGGGCCGUGGGGGUGUUUCUUUACGUCUUGCUGAGCGGGGUGUCGCCUUUCUUGGAUGAUUCCAUGGAAGAAACCACCGCCAAUAUAUUGAAAUGCGACUUUUGCUUUCCGGAGGAGUAUUUCCAGGACGUCUCCCACGAAGCCAAAGAGCUGAUACAAAGGUUACUGGUGCUGGUGCCCGCUCAAAGAAUGAACAUGGAAGCUUGCUUGGACUUUCCAUGGUUGUUAGAGGACAACUCGUCGAUAUUAAUCAAUUCGUCUCGGCUGAAGACUUUUAUGCAGAGAAGACAUCCGAUGAACGUUCCGACCACGCCCACUAGUCCCAUAUACUAUGGCGAGCAAAUAUUUUGAAUCAAACUUAAUGAAGUGAUUUUAGGUUAUACCUUUUAGUAUGUGAUAUCUUUCCAUUAGAUGUUAAAUUAUGCAGUUAGUGCAAUCGGUGACGAAACGUCGCGCUUUUAUGUAGACCAAAAUUAACUCGGCAUGUUUUAAGUGCCUUUAAAUAAGUAUAUACUAUAUAUAACAGACGGAGUUUUAACUCCUUAUGUACAUGUUUUUCGUUGUAAUUCGUUUUACACUUUGCUAGUGAUAUUUGUAAGUUUUGUCCGCUCUACCAUACGUGACUGUUACACUUUUGCCAAUGUAAACAACUUUAUUAAAAUAAAAACGGUA
Cylas formicarius (sweet potato weevil) is the source of this 9610-nucleotide messenger RNA. RefSeq names its product triple functional domain protein (gene trio). The transcript has 29 exons. The record is from RefSeq and is a predicted model, not a curated record. Gene Ontology annotation, molecular function: protein binding; protein kinase activity; guanyl-nucleotide exchange factor activity. Lineage: Eukaryota; Metazoa; Arthropoda; Insecta; Coleoptera; Brentidae. Gene Ontology annotation, cellular component: cytoplasm. Gene Ontology annotation, biological process: intracellular signal transduction; protein phosphorylation; axon guidance. Bases 197 to 9289 code for a protein of 3030 amino acids.